GUCUCUUUCUCUUUCUCACUCUUGAUGUUCCCUCUCUUUCCCUUUCUCUCUCCCACUUUGCUUAAAGGUUUCGAGUACUUAGAAGAAGAAAAAGAAACACGGAACCAUCACGACUCCAUUAAAAAUAAAAAUGACAACAAAUUUAUAUAUGAUUGAGGACGAUGAAGAUUUCUCUGUGUCAUUCUGUCUAAUCUCGUUGCCAUUGUAGUUGUUGUUAGCUCUUUCGACAACGACAACAGUAGCACUUUAUGGCAGCGAUGAAGGUUCGUAGUAGGAGGCGCGACGUCGUUUCAUGGAGCAACUUCUUUUGGUGCACUGUCUUCAUUGUCACCUCUUUCUUCACUUUCUCUGCAGUUCGCCUCUUCUUCGCAGAUAAAUAUCAUCCAGUUCUUGGGUCCACGAGGCAAAAUUCGAUCUUGGAAGUUAUGAAGGACGUAACUCCAGUUUCUCCGGCCGUCUCGAUACAAGAAACGGUUAUGCUUCCAGAUCAGGUACUUGUUUACCUAAAAUACCCUCCGUCGGCUCGGUUAUUUGCCAAAGAGGACUUCCGCUGCGUUUAUUCGUCGACCAACUCAUCCUGGCCGAAUCUCAUCAAGCAACCGCCUAUUCAAAUAGACGGCGAGGAUUUUGAGAACCAGAUAGUACGGUGUUCUAUCCCCCCGCGUGGCUUUAUAUUAUCCCUUGAUUUAAAUCCACAUGGGAUUAUCCCAAUCGUUCACAUUCAAUGGUGGGACGCACUUGCUUACGAAGCUUUAAUCGACCGUGAUAAUUCCACGGUUGUUUUUGUUAAGGGACUUAAUCUACGGCCAGAAAGAAUGUCCAAUGCAUCAAAAUUCGAGUGUGUGUACGGCUGGGAUUUUAGUAACACAAAGUUUCUGUUAAGAUCAGAACUAUUGUCAAUCGGCCAGGAGAUCGGACGGUGUAAGACACCUUUAAGUGUCUUGAACGGCCCCCAAAGAGGAGAUAAUUCUGUCAAAGUAUCAAUUAGGAUCAAAGGUAAAGGUAUAUAUCGCACAAUAGCCCGCCCGAUUCGCCGGUUGGAUCGUAACCCGCCCGCCCGAAAGCAGCACCAAAUGUGCAUAUGCACCAUGUUGAGAAAUCAGGCAAAGUUUAUGAAGGAAUGGGUGAUGUACCACGCAGAAAUCGGAGUCCAACGGUGGUUCAUUUACGACAACAACAGUGAAGAUGAAAUUGAGAUGGUAAUCAAGUCAUUAUCUGAUUCAAACUAUAACAUUACUAGACACGUUUGGCCAUGGAUCAAGACACAAGAGGCCGGGUUCGCCCACUGCGCAUUACGGGCGCGGGAGUUGUGUGAUUGGGUCGGGUUUAUCGACGUGGAUGAAUUCUUUCACUUGCCGUCGGGAUUAACGCUAUACGACGUCGUGGGAAAUUACUCCGCGGAUAGUAAAAUCGCGGAGCUACGUGUUUCCUGUUAUAGUUUCGGACCAUCGGGGCUCAAGCACGUGCCGGCUGAGGGAGUGAUGGUGGGUUACACGUGCAGAAUGGUUGCCUCGGAGAGGCACAAGAGUAUAGUUAAACCAGAGGCGUUGAACUCUUCGUUGAUCAAUGUGGUGCACCAUUUUCAUCUGAGAAGUGGGUUUGGUUACGUGAAUGUGGAUAGAGGAACGUUGAUAAUUAAUCACUAUAAGUAUCAAGUGUGGGAAGUGUUUAAAGAGAAGUUUUACAGGAGAGUGGCGACUUAUGUAGUUGAUUGGCAGGAUACUCAUAAUGUGGGGUCAAAGGAUCGGGCACCGGGGUUGGGGACGAGAGCGGUGGAGCCGGAGGAUUGGUCGAGGCGGUUCUGUGAGGUGAAUGACAGUGGGCUGAGGGAGCGAGUGUUGGAAAGUUUUGUGAACCCGCAGACACAGCUUUUGCCAUGGCAAGAGGAGAAAGGAGAGGAAUUAAUUAGAAUUGUAAAAAUGGUGAGUGAAGAACCGAAUCAGAGCACCCAGGACCCAAAACAAACUAACCCAGUCCCUGAAAAUGGCCAACAUGCCGAGAGUCUGUUUAGCCCCAGAUUCAAAUCUGUGGCUGCCAUGGCUGGUUGGGACGAGGAGGCCAUUAUUGUCGCCGCCCUUGUUGUCGAAGACACGCCUGUUCGGGAGUCUAAGCACAAGAAACGAACAGAUCCGCUAUUCAAGUCUCCAAACUCCAGUUCACGAAGGUAUAAUCGUGUUUGCCCCGUGUCGAUUCCUAUACCCGUGUUAGACCUUGAUGAAGAAGAAACUGCGAAAGAAGAGAAAAAGAAUGUAGAAUUGAAAGAAAAGAAAACGAAAGUUGAGAAGAAAAUAAAAGAAAAUGAAUUGAGUGAACAGAGUUCUGGAGUUUCUUGCUCAAAUACGGUUCUCCAACGCAUGGAUAAACUCAGGGAUGAACUUUCUUGUGCGAUAUGUCUGGAGAUCUGCUUUGAACCUAGUACCACCACUUGUGGACACAGUUUCUGUAAGAAAUGUUUGAGAUCUGCUGCUGAUAAAUGUGGGAGGAAGUGUCCAAAGUGCAGACAGCUAAUUAGCAAUGGAAGAUCUUGCACUGUGAACACAGUUCUUUGGAACACAAUUCAGCUUCUGUUUCCACAAGAGGUUGAAGCCAGAAAGGCUGCUGGAGCCUUAAGUAGCCGAGAACUUGAUCAUGAAAAUCUACAAAGAGGAAUCCAGAACAAUGUGAGGACUCGAAGUAUGAGACCGUCAGCGGUAUCAAACACAGAUUCAACCACGAGGAGAAGGGAGAUACCAAGCCUAGAUGAGGAUGAGGAUGAGGAUGCUGAAUUAACUCAAAGGUUGCAGAGAGAAAAUAGCCCACUAAGAUUUUAUAAUAAUGUAAGGACGCGGGCAUCAAGUAUGAGGAGAAGGAGGAUAGCAAGCCAAGAUGAGGAGGCCGCAUUAGUUCUAAGGAUGGAAAGGGAAAAUCUUGCAAGACUGGUAAGUAGAGACGCAAGUGUCAGGAGGACAGGCACAAGAAGCCAAGAUGAGGAUGCUGCAUUAGCGCUAAGGUUGCAGAGAGAAGAGUUCAUGGAGGCUUUCAGGGGAAAUGAUGAGCAAUCCGGAAGAUCUGUUUCCUUGGCUACAGCAAACUUGAGAGCCAUGGCAUCGAGGGCAAUUAAUAACCGAAUGAGAGGCCGCCCGUUAUAG
This is a messenger RNA of Pistacia vera, 3128 nucleotides long. RefSeq names its product glycosyltransferase family 92 protein RCOM_0530710. Gene Ontology annotation, molecular function: metal ion binding. Lineage: Eukaryota; Viridiplantae; Streptophyta; Magnoliopsida; Sapindales; Anacardiaceae. The record is from RefSeq and is a predicted model, not a curated record. The transcript has 8 exons. Bases 249 to 3128 code for a protein of 959 amino acids.